CACUUGAUGCAAGUUUAUACAUUUCUUGAGCGGUGUAACACAGGCGCGCAACAAAACGCACCACGGGCUCUGUUGCUCUUUGUCACAACUGGAUCUAAACUCAGUCACCUACCUACCCUCCGCGCAGCCACCGGCAAUACAGAAAGAUAUUAGUAUUUUCCCAGGAAGAUUUUAAUUCCACCACACUCGUCUGUGACUGAGAAAUGAAUCAUAAAGCCCUUUUACUGUGGAUUUCCCUACAGUGUGCUUUUACGCUUUUCUCUUCGGCUACUGGGGAAAACGCUGUUCCUAUAGGUGAAGAAGGUGGAAAAGAUGAACAGCCAACUGACAGCAAGGUUCUUGAUAGCUCCGUCAAGUACAACAUGAGGAAGAGUUUAGAUUUUGACCAUGAAGGCUGCUACCUGCAGACUGGCAAGACGGAACGUCUGGAGGAGUGUGGCUUUAACGCCACAGCCAAGACAAUCUUCAUCAUCCAUGGCUGGACGAUGAGUGGGAUGUUUGAAAGCUGGAUGCACAAGCUGGUGUCUGCUGUGAUGCAGCGGGAAAAUGAAGCCAAUGUGGUUGUUGUUGAUUGGAUAUCCCUGGCUCAGCAGCUUUACCCGGAUGCAGUCAAUCACACCCAUGAUGUCGGCCUCCACAUUGCUAGCAUGCUCAACUGGCUUAAGGAUGAGCAGCAGCUGCCUCUGGAUAAAGUACAUCUGAUUGGCUACAGUUUAGGCGCUCAUGUAGCUGGAUAUGCAGGGAAAUUCGUACGAGGUUCCAUCGGCAGAAUCACUGGUCUAGACCCAGCAGGACCAAUGUUUGAGGGUGCUGAGGCACAGAAGCGCCUCUCCUCUGAUGAUGCCGACUUUGUGGACGUUCUGCACACAUACACUCGUGAGGCUUUGGGUGUAAGCAUUGGGAUUCAGGGGGCAAUUGGAGACAUUGACAUCUACCCCAAUGGUGGAGAAGUGCAGCCCGGCUGUGCCCUGGGUGACGUCCUGGCAGUUGCUGGAAAUUUCAUGGAGGUGAUGAAGUGCGAGCAUGAGCGUGCUGUGCACUUGUUCGUGGACUCCUUGAUGAGCAAGGACCACAUGAGCUUUGCCUACCAGUGCACCGGCCCUGAUCGCUUCAAAAAGGGCAUCUGCCUCAGUUGCCGCAAAAAUCGCUGCAACAACAUCGGCUACAACACCAGAAACUUGCGCAAGAGGCGCAGCGUUAAAAUGUAUCUGAAGACAAAUGCUGACACUCCCUUUGGAGGCUACCACUACCAGAUGAAGAUGCACGUGUUCAACAGAAAACAGGCAGACAAUGCCGAUCCCACUUUCCAUGUCAAGUUGUAUGGAGCCCAUAAUGAUACAACAAAUAUAUUUGUUGAUGUCCAUGAUGAGAUCAUUGGUCUGAACCAGACCAACACCUUCUUGGUGUUUACUGAGAAGGAUAUUGGUGACCUGCUGAAGAUCCGCCUCAGCUGGGAAGGAGAUUCUGAAUCCUGGAACUCUGUCUGGAAGAGCCUUAAGAAGAAUAUCUGGGCGUGGAAUGUCAAAGCUCCCAAACCUGUGCUGGAAGUCCGGCGUAUUCGUGUAAAAGCUGGGGAAACACAGAAAAAGUUUACAUUCUGUGCCGAAGAUCCUGAAAAAACCCACAUUUCACCGGGGGACUCUAUCACUUUAGUGAAAUGUCGUGAUGGCUGGGAAGUGAAGCCAAGAAAAAGGCUUCUCAUGUAACAACUUAGCACCUCCAACAACCAACGCACCAUCACCAUGGGAGACCCAACAUGGAAACGCCGGAAACACGGCCUUCUCUUUAUUUGAGCACUUUUCUAGGAGGAAGAUUGAUCGUGGCACAGUGGGAGGAGCUAGACUGGACUCUAACUGCGCCUGGAAGGUUUCUAUUGGUUUCUGAAGACAAGGACUCCGGGUUAUGGCCAGCACAUACGAGAUGGCUGAAAACAAUGCGUAGGCUGGAAGCAAGGAGCAGUUCUAAAUGUGUUUCAGAAAGUUACUUUGUGACUAGUGACGUAGAAUACAGACCUGUGCCAGUGGACAAACACCAGCAAAUAGUUACUGUAUUGUACAUUUUUAAAUAUUUUUUAUUUAUGAGAAAAAUGGAAGCACUGCAAGACCAACGUAAUUUAUCAGAGAACAUCCCAUAAUGAAGCAUAUGUUCAAUGCAUUUCUCCUGGAUGCAGUAUUUGUGUGUUUGUUUGUGUGCAUUAAUGUUGUUUGUGUCUGUUGUGACCAAGAAGUGUGCCUUUCUGCUGAGAGAUUACUGAUACACUGUAUAACUGAUGGAGAUAUCUUAUCUCAUUGCACACGAUCUGAGGUUUUGUCGAUAGUGCUAUUGUUACUGUAUGUGUCCUUUCUUUUAGGGGGGGGGGGGGGGGUUAUGUACAUAAUGUAAAUAACCUUUU
Molecule: messenger RNA, 2392 nt
Organism: Gymnodraco acuticeps
Lineage: Eukaryota; Metazoa; Chordata; Actinopteri; Perciformes; Bathydraconidae
Gene: lipg
Product: lipase, endothelial
Exons: 10
Coding region: 204-1706 (500 amino acids)
Biological process (GO): lipid metabolic process
Molecular function (GO): protein binding; lipoprotein lipase activity
Source: RefSeq, a predicted model, not a curated record